AUGGAUCAAUCAACAGCUGUCCUCCUGCUGGUGUUUUCCCUGCCAUGCCUGGUUCUCUCCGAACACCGAUCUCGCAGCCACGCCGGCACUGUGACAUUCAAACUACUCUCGUCCCUCGCUUUCCUCCUUGGCCCAUUCCUCGCACCGGCGACAGAAUGGACCAGCUAUCGCAUUGCAAUCGUGAUCGGGCUGCUGUCUUCUCUUGUGGGUGACUGGUUCCUGCUGCCGUCUCGGAAGGACUUCGACAGCCCUACUCAGCAAGACGUCACGGUCUCGUUCCAGCUCGGUGUCGUUGCCUUUGCAGCUGCUCAUAUUGCAUACAUCAUAGCCUUUGCUCAGCUACCACAGGACAGCUCGGUUCCUGUUCUUCUUACUGUCUUCAUUGCAACUAUGCUGCUCGCAAAAUGGCUGGGGGUGAUAUACCCACCUCGUGAAAGCUCCGCCGUACAGAACGUGCUGGACUUGUCUAUUCCGUCUGAUAUGAAGCCAUUGGUUCUCAUAUAUGCUGCCAUCAUCAGCUCAAUGUUCGCCACUGCCGUUUCGACCGGCCUGGCGAGCGAUGGGGUCCCGCUCCACGCGGUCGGUGCUGCGAUGUUUGUUGUUAGCGACGUGUUUGUUGCGAAGAAUGCGUUUGGGCAGACUCCUCCCCAGCAGCGUGGAUGGUUUAGAAUUGCGCUUGGAUAUGGCCUUUACUUUUGGGGGCAGGUGGUUAUUGCUUGGACAGCGACGCUGUAG
Aspergillus puulaauensis is the source of this 735-nucleotide messenger RNA. RefSeq names its product lysoplasmalogenase. Lineage: Eukaryota; Fungi; Ascomycota; Eurotiomycetes; Eurotiales; Aspergillaceae. The coding region runs from base 1 to 735 and encodes 244 amino acids. The record is from RefSeq and is a predicted model, not a curated record. Gene Ontology annotation, cellular component: membrane. The transcript has a single exon.